AAAAACUUUUUGUAUCGAAGGAAUCAACAGCCGCCAUCUUGUCGCGGAUGAGCGUCAGGAUUUCGGGAGAACAUUAUUUUAUUUUUUACGCACCCGGCUCCACCAGAACCGGCCCAAAUAUCUUCCUUGUGACGAAAACGAUUGGCAUCGGGCCGAAUCGAGGAUCUUUGCGGCGAAUAUAAGCAAAAUGGAGCCGUUUUCGUGGUCGGCUGGAAAACCCCCGUAUAUCUGAUUUCCCCCUUCAGCGCGAGCGGCGCUCCUGUGCCACUCGCAGAUAUUAAAUAUAAUUAUUUUCACGCGUUUUCGAUUUAUUUUUCUGGACUUUGUCGAUUAUUCGAUCGCAGCUGGAUAUGGAGCUCGAGGGUCUUUAUUUUUAUUCACAGAAAAACGCCUCUUUGGAGAGAUUCACCCGCGCCGCUUGAAGACAUAGGAGGGGUCGAUGAUAUUUUCCUCGUCGUUUUUCUCGGUUUUAACGAUGAUAUAAAUUAUUUUCGGGGGGUUUGGGGCGAUUAUUACGGUUAAUUAUGCGGGUUUUGGGUGUUGGAUUAUCAUGGGGUGAAUGGCGGUGGCGGAGCGGGGCGCUGUUGAGCCGCGUUUGAGCCUCAUCUGUUAAUUAUUGGCCCCUGAUCGCUGAAUAAUAAUAGAAAAACCCGAGGCUUGAUUUUGAUUUAUUUCGCUUUGUCCUGCUCUGGGAAAACGCAUUUGUUGCUUUAACGUGUUUUUGUGAAGAGAACAGGAUGGCCGAUAAUCUACUGGACAUGGGCCCUCCCAACGCAAAACGGCCCAAGCUGAACUCACCUGCACUGCCCUCCUCAGACCCUUCAGACUUUGUGUCCCUGUUUGAAUUGGAAAAUGAUCUUCCAGAUGAGCUGAUACCCAACGGAGACCUGGGGCUGAUGUCCAUGCCCUCUAAUGGGGAUGGAGGGGUGGGAAGCCGGAUGGGUGGCAACGUCCCAGAUGCUGCUGCCAAGCAUAAGCAGCUGUCCCAGCUCCUGCAGGCAGGGAAUGGCCCCGGUCUGGGAGGAAACCUCAGCUCCGUCAGCCCUCAGCCUGGAAUGGGUGGCCAAAUGGGUGCCUUGGGUAAAAGCCCCAUGGGCCAGGGUUCACCCAGUCAUCAGACCCAGCCUCCAAAGCCUGUCGGCACCCCGACUGGUCAGGGAAACAAUAAUCAAGGCAUGGGUCUCAAUACUGGCUUUAACCAGGCUUUGAUGAACAAUAACAACCAGGCUCAUGGACUCAUGGGGCAGAACAUGUCCCAGCAAGGGCAAAUGAUGAAUGGCGUCAUGGGGCCGGCUGGAAGAGGCAGGGCAGCUCCAGGGAUGCAGUACCAGGGUCAGACCAUGCAAGGGGCACCAGCCGGUGCUGGGCAAGGGGGCAGUGUACUGGCAGAGACGCUUACCCAGGGUGCACCGCAAAUGGGGGCACAUAACUCCAUUAACGCCCAGCAAGCAGGAAACAUGAACAAGAUGGGUCUUGCGAAUGCAAACGGCUCAUUCGGGCAGCAGUACGGGCAGGGUUCGGUGCAGCAGAUGACCAGCGGUGGACUAAACGCGCAGCUCCAGAACAAAGCGGUUCUCUCCAACAGCCUCCAGUCCACCCUGAAGGGUGCUUCCAGCGUGCCAAAUCUGUUGCAGCAGCAGGUGCCCACUGUGGGCAUGGUCCCGGGACAGGGGGGUCCCACAGCCGACCCAGAGAAGCGCAAGCUGAUCCAGCAGCAGCUGGUCCUGCUGCUUCACGCCCACAAGUGCCAGCGGCGCGACCAGGCUAACGGCGAUGUGCACACGUGUGCGUUGCCCCACUGUCGCACCAUGAAGAACGUACUUAACCACAUGACCCACUGCCAGGCAGGCAAAUCUUGCCAAGUGGCUCACUGCGCCUCGUCUAGACAGAUAAUCUCGCACUGGAAAAACUGCACCCGACAUGACUGCCCGGUCUGUUUGCCCCUCAAGAACGCCAGUGACAAGAGAAACCAGCAACCGAUGUUGAGCUCCCCCAACGCUGGCAUGCAGGCUUCUCUAGGCCCCGUGGGCACCAGUCAGCCCGCUACACCGGCCAUAAGCAGCGGCACACACAUAGACCCCAGCUCCAUGCAGAGGGCCUACGCAGCACUGGGCCUCCCUUAUGGGAACCAGCCGGCUACACAGGUCGGAGGGCAGCAGUCAACGCAGACCCAGCAGAUGCGCAACAUGAAUUUAGGCCCUAACCAGAUGAACAUGGGCGGAAACGGUUUGGCUGAUCAGACGACCCUUCACACUGAUUCCUCUCUCCCUCCAUCCCUCAGCAGCAAUCAAAUGAUGUCCGAUGGGUCGAGCAUGGGCGGCGCGGGAAACCUUCCCACCGCGGCACCGCUCUCCAUGCCUGGCAUGAAGAAGCCAUGGCACGAGCACGUCACUCAGGACCUGAGGAACCACUUAGUCCACAAGCUAGUUCAAGCCAUAUUCCCCACACCAGACCCUGCAGCACUGAAAGACAGACGCAUGGAUAACUUAGUCGCUUACGCUCGUAAGGUUGAAGGGGACAUGUAUGAGUCUGCCAACAGCAGGGACGAGUAUUACCACUUCCUGGCUGAGAAGAUCUACAAGAUCCAGAAGGAGCUGGAAGAGAAGAGGAAGUCCAGGCUGUCAAAGCCACCCAUGGGUGCUCAGGUUCCACAGCAGCCCGGCCUUCCACAGCCCAACGCUAUGGGACCCACACAAGCCAUCCGGCCACCAAAUGGACCCGUCCCUAUGCCCAAUGUGCCAAAUCAUUUGAUGGCCCGCAUGCAAGGCCCUCAAGGGAUGGGACAGUUUAAUCCUGUGUCGAUGCAGAACGUACAGAUGUCCCAGUCCCAAGGGGCAGCUCCACGGGCUGUGUCUCCCAUGACCCACCCUGGUCAGAUGGGCAUGGGCUCUGUCCCAUCGAUGGGUAUGUCACCCUCCAGGAUGCAACAGACACCAGGCAUGAUGGGAGGCCACCCAAACAACAUGGUGGCCCAAACACCCAGUCAAAACCAGUUUAUGAACCAGACGUCAUUCUCGGCCUCAUCCACAGGCAUGAAUGUGAAUGUAAACCAGGCCCAGCAAUCAGGACAGUCUGCCGUACAGCAGAACUCUAACCUGUCCCUGAAUGCCGUGGGCUCCCUGGGCCCCCAGUCCACUCUGCGCUCCACCCCUCCUCCGCCCUCCACCCCUGCAGCCGCUGCUAACCUACAGCUGCUCCAGACCCAGCCUUCCACGCCGGCCUCAGCUGGGGGCCAAUCCACGCCCACCCACAUCCCCAGUGGUUUGCCCCGCCCUCCCUCUGUCCUGGGCUCCUCCCCUGCCCCUUCCCACCCGCUCACGCCCCUGCAGUCCCAGCCUGAGCCCUCCCUGCAGAUGCAGCAGCCCAGUUCUGUGCAACCACAGCAGCCCAGCACUCCGCUCUCUCAGAUGGCCGCUAGCGUUGAUAACAGAGUACCCACGCCUGCGUCAGUGGCGGAGAGUCACUCCCAGCAGGCUUUACCUGACUACCCUGCUGCUGAACCCAAAUCUGAGCAUCAGGAGGACCAGCAGGAAUUUGAGUCCGGAAAGAAGCAGAUUGAGGUCAAGACGGAGGAUGAAGACGUCAAACCUCCUCAAGUGAAGGAACAGCCAGAGACUGUUGAACUUAAACCGGAACCGAUGGAGGCGGACGAGAAGAAACCUGAGUUAAAGACCGAGCCCAAAGAAGAGGAGGUGUCCAGCGCCAACAGCACCACACCCUCUGGCCAAGCCAGCCAAUCACGGAAGAAAAUUUUUAAACCAGAGGAGCUAAGACAGGCCUUGAUGCCCACUUUAGAAGCGCUGUAUCGGCAAGACCCAGAGUCCUUGCCCUUUCGCCAGCCUGUGGAUCCCAAUCUACUGGGCAUCCCGGACUACUUUGACAUCGUGAAAAACCCUAUUGACCUUUCCACCAUCAAGAGGAAGCUGGACACUGGCCAGUACCAAGAACCCUGGCAAUACGUGGAUGAUAUUUGGCUCAUGUUCAACAACGCCUGGCUUUACAACCGCAAGACGUCCCGCGUCUAUAAGUACUGCUCGAAGCUGGCCGAGGUCUUUGAGCAGGAGAUCGACCCCGUCAUGCAAGGUUUGGGGUACUGCUGCGGACGCAAGUACGAGUUUUCACCUCAGACGCUGUGCUGCUAUGGUAAACAGCUCUGCACCAUAUCCAGAGAUGGCACAUACUACAGCUACCAAAACAGGUAUCACUUCUGCGAGAAGUGCUUCAACGAGAUCCAGGGCGACAGCGUCACCCUGGGAGAUGAUCCAGCACAGCCCCAGACGAUGAUAUCCAAGGAGCAGUUCGAGAAGAAGAAAAAUGACAUGUUGGACCCUGAACCCUUCGUUGAAUGUAAAGACUGCGGCAGGAAGAUGCAUCAGAUCUGCGUCCUGCAUUAUGAUGUCAUCUGGCCAACAGGUUUCAUCUGUGACAACUGUCUGAAGAAGUCAGGAAAAACGAGAAAAGACAACAAGUUUUCUGCUAAGAGGUUGCAAACCACACGGUUGGGCUCGUACAUUGAAGACCGAGUAAAUAAGUACUUGAAAAGACAGAGUCACCCUGAGGCCGGAGAGGUGUUUGUGAGGGUGGUGGCCAGCUCUGAUAAGACCGUAGAGGUCAAACCCGGGAUGAAAUCCAGGUUUGUCGACUCGGGGGAGAUGUCAGAAACCUUUCCCUACAGAACCAAAGCACUUUUUGCAUUCGAGGAGAUUGAUGGAGUGGAUGUGUGUUUCUUUGGCAUGCAUGUCCAGGAGUAUGGAUCCGACUGUCCUUUUCCCAACACCAGACGGGUAUACAUAUCAUAUCUCGACAGUAUUCACUUCUUUAAGCCUCGGAUGCUAAGAACUGCAGUUUACCAUGAAAUUCUCAUCGGUUACCUGGAGUAUGUUAGGAAACUUGGGUAUACGACUGGCCACAUCUGGGCCUGCCCACCAAGUGAAGGUGACGACUACAUCUUCCACUGUCACCCUCCUGAUCAGAAAAUUCCCAAGCCCAAGAGACUUCAGGAAUGGUACCGCAAAAUGCUGGACAAGGCUUUUGCGGAAAGAAUCAUUAAUGACUACAAGGACAUAUUCAAGCAGGCCACAGAAGACCGGUUGACAAGUGCCAAUGAACUGCCCUAUUUCGAAGGAGAUUUUUGGCCUAAUGUUCUCGAAGAGAGCAUCAAGGAGCUGGAACAAGAGGAGGAGGAGAGGAAGAAGGAGGAGAAUACAGCAUCCACUGAGACGACAGAGGGAACUCAAGCCGACAGCAAGAACGCCAAAAAGAAGAACAAUAAAAAGACCAACAAGAACAAGAGCAGCAUGAGCCGCGCCAACAAAAAGAAGCCUGGGAUGCCGAAUGUAGCUAAUGAUUUGUCCCAGAAGCUUUAUGCAACAAUGGAGAAGCACAAAGAGGUCUUCUUCGUGAUCCACUUCCAUGCUGGUCCAGUGGUCAACACUCUGCCUCCAAUAAUGGACCCUGACCCGCUUCUGAACUGCGAUCUGAUGGAUGGCCGUGAUGCAUUUCUGACGUUGGCCAGGGACAAGCACUGGGAGUUCAGUUCUUUACGUCGUUGCAAAUGGAGCAGUAUGUGCAUGUUGGUGGAGCUACACAAUCAGGGCCAAGACCGAUUUGUGUACACAUGCAACGAGUGCAAGCACCACGUAGAGACACGCUGGCACUGCACCGUUUGCGAGGACUUUGAUCUAUGCAUUAACUGCUACAAUUCCAAGGGCCAUGAGCACCAAAUGGUAAAGUGGGGUUUGGGCCUGGACGACGACAGCAACAACCAGGGCGGCGAGGCCAACAAGAGCCCACAGGAGAGUCGACGCCUCAGCAUCCAACGCUGCAUCCAGUCGCUGGUGCACGCCUGUCAGUGCCGCAAUGCCAACUGCUCUCUGCCGUCUUGUCAGAAGAUGAAGAGGGUGGUGCAGCACACCAAGGGUUGCAAGCGCAAGACCAACGGAGGUUGCCCUGUGUGCAAACAGCUGAUCGCAUUGUGCUGCUACCAUGCCAAGCACUGCCAGGAGAACAAGUGUCCCGUGCCAUUCUGUCUCAAUAUCAAGCACAAGCUGCGACAGCAGCAGAUGCAGCAACGGCUGCAGCAGGCGCAGAUGAUGCGCCGACGUAUGGCGCUCAUGCAGGGCAGAGGAAUGCCUCAGAGUCUGCCCUCCCCAACUACCUCAGCAGGUCCGGGGACACCCAAUUCUCAGCAACUGCAGCAGCCUAAUACACCCCAGGCCCCGCAGACUUUACCCAGCCAGCCCCAGCAGCAGCAGCAGCCGCCGCAUCAGAACGUGGCUGGUAUGGUGCAGGCAUUCCCCAACCAGCCGCCUACGCCAGGGUCCCAGGGAAAACCAGGACCACAGUCCUCACCUCUGCCCCAGCAGCAAUCUCCUCUACCCAUGCCUCCGCAACAACAGCCACAGCCCUCUCCACAGCAACAGGCCGCAAUGAAGGUUGCAAAGCAAAUCCAGAUGAUGACCAAAAACAAGCAGCUCCAACAGCCGCAGCAGCCAGACUAUAGAAUGAAUAUGAACGGGAUGCCAAUGAAUCAACAACCCCGCAUGAUGCCUAACAUGCAGAUGAUGGGCCCACGUGGUCCUCAGAUGGUUCAAAACAUGCAGCCUGGCCAGUGGGCACCAGGGAUGCCAGUGCCCAUGCAGAAUCCACAGGCACCUCCACCGCAGCAAGUUCCCCCUCAGCAGAUGGCUAUGGCCCAACAGCAGCAGCCUCAGGUUACGCAGACGCCCCAACAGGCCCAGCUUAUGCAGCGUGCAAUGAUGCAGCAGCCGCAGCGGCAGAUGCAAGGUGUCAUGCCUCCUCAGCAAGCGCCACCACAGGCCCCUCAGCAACAGGGCAUGCAGCAAAGAGGACUGACCAGCAGUAUUGCCCCAGGAGCAUUGCAGGACCUGCUACGUACUUUGAAGUCACCGAGUUCCCCACAACAGCAACAGCAAGUCCUCAAUAUCCUCAAGUCAAACCCCCAUCUCAUGGCUGCAUUCAUCAAACAGCGGACUGCAAAAUACCAGUCUAGCCAGCCACAGCAAGCGCAGCAACAGCAGCAGAAUCCACAGGCAAUGCUCGCAGGUCAGCCAGGAAUGCCGAACAUGGCUGCCAUGCAGGCCGGCGGCGUGCCGAGACCCGUCAUGCCCCCUCAGCAACCUCAACAGGCCGCCACCCAGGCCAUGGCCGGCCUCGGACCCCAGGCACAAAUGAUGAAUGCCGCAAACGGAAACCAACAGAUGUUCCGUCGCCAGGUCAUGCGUCAGAUGCCUCCCGGACCGCAGAGAUUCCCUCAACCAGGCCCGGCUAGUUACUCUCAAAUCCGGAUGCAGCAACAGAUGAACAUGCAGGGAGGUGCCGGGCCUAUGGGUCAGAUGCCACCCAUGGCUCAAAUGGGCCAGUCCGGCAUGAGCAUAGAAGCCCAGCAAAAUUUGCUGCAUCAGCGCUUGGUGCAGCAGCAACAACUGCAGCAGCAGCAACAACAGCAGCAGCAGCAGCAGAUGAUGAAGCAGCAGAUGGGUUCGCCAGCACAGGCAACUUCCAUGAGCCCUCAACCCCACAUGCUUGCUGGGCAGCAGCAGGCCAUGGCCAACACGUUGGGCAACCAAGUGAGGUCCCCUGCCCCGUCGCCCCGUCCCCCCUCCCAACAGCAACCACAUUCCAGUCCGUCCCCACGCAUGCAGCCCCAGCCCUCGCCGCAGCACGCCGCUUUGCACUCCAACUCCUCUCAUCCUAGCCUGGCGGGGCCCAUGCCCGGUCCCAUGGACCAGGCUCACUUGUGCACACCCGAACAGAGCGCAAUGCUUCCUCAGCUGAACGCGUCGAACAGUGGAGGGUUGACCAACGACUUGAGUAUGGUCGGGGACACCACGGGAGACAUGUUAGAGAAUUUUGUAAAGAAUUUGUAGCAUUAAAAAGACUUCUGUAAGGAGAGACUUGUGUUUUCGGCACAUGUUGUACUGAAAUCAGAGACGUCGGCAGAAAGGCGACGAGGUAAUGGACUGUACAAGGUUUACACAACCGAUGGACUGCUUUUCUUCCUUGUUGGAGGGAUUAAAAUAACUAUUUAAAGAGCAGAAUCACAAAGGGUUUUUUUCUUGGGAGGGAUGGUCCGACCAGCUGUAAUUCAAUCCUGGUUCACGCGUUACGUUUUUUUAUGAUUAUUUUUUCUUUGUUUUUUUCCUCGGGGAGGGGUGUUGUUUUGAAACAUGGACUUUUUAAUGAAAUUUCUCAAGGUAAAAUAUUUGAUUUUAUUAUCGAAGACUUUCGUUUUGUAUGUUUGCAAACUGAAAUGCAUUUUUUUUCUGUGUGUGUGCGUGUGUGCUCGUUUAGGGACUGUAAAAUAUUGUGGUGUGGAAUCAGGAUCAAUCCUCAUUCCCAUCUGAUACGUAUUCACACUUACCAGGUUUGGAAAAGGACACGCAGCCUUUUUCUCUCCGGACUGUGGAGUUUGUACAGAGGACCUGUAUUCAUUUGUACAGAAAAGGAGCCUUGGCUACUGCACACACACGAACACGAGCAAUCUGUGAAAAUUGCUCUUAUUUUUCAAGGUGCCCAAAUGCGUUAAUUUAUUGGCCUGAAUUUAGUAGUCGUUGCUUAAGAUGUAGGAAAACGUUCCUCUUGUUUUCUUGUUUGAUCUCUGAAACAUCGAUGAUGUCCCCUCCACCUCGCUUAUGAGGACGGAGUUUCGUCUAACUGCUGAUUUCUUCAAAGAGUUCUUCAGUCGACCUUUUUCUUUCUCCAUGAAACUUGAAUUGAAGGUGAACGAUUCUUUCAUGUAAAUCAUGCAGCUCGGUGACACUGUAAAUAAAAGGAAAAAAGAAUGAGAUCGCUGUAUAAACUGGUUAAGAACUUGUUUCGUACUUAUAUACAAUAUUGUUAAAUAAACUGUGUGCAACAGA
Molecule: messenger RNA, 8882 nt
Organism: Paramisgurnus dabryanus
Lineage: Eukaryota; Metazoa; Chordata; Actinopteri; Cypriniformes; Cobitidae
Gene: crebbpb
Product: CREB binding protein b
Biological process (GO): positive regulation of transcription by RNA polymerase II
Cellular component (GO): transcription regulator complex; nucleus; histone acetyltransferase complex
Molecular function (GO): protein binding; transcription coactivator activity; histone acetyltransferase activity
Source: RefSeq, a predicted model, not a curated record